UAUGUCGGUCGUAUUCUGAGUGAAUAGCGCGCGGGCGAGUUUAUGGGUAAUAUUUCCCAAGAUUCUUUGUAGAUCUGUGCAAAACAUUAAAAUUUUUGAUAUGUUAAACUAAAAUUCAAACUUUUUGCUAUAAAAAAUACUGAAUAUUAGUUUACAAUUAUCAAAAUGAGUUCAAAACAUAUACUAUCAAAUGUAAUUUAGAUAACUUUGUGGUUAACUUUUAACUAAUAUGGCGAUUUUUUGUUGUAAAUUAUGAUCUGAUUGCUGAAAAGUAAAUCUAUUGUUGAACUUUCAAAUUCUGAUCAUUCAUUUAUAUAAAUCAGUCAAUAAAAUACAAAAAGACAGUUUAUAUGAUUACACGUGAUUGACAUGUCUGUAGUGGAUACAGAACUCACUGAAAAUUUAAUUCAGAUACAUAAAGACUUUUCUUUAUUUCAUGAUUUAAAAGAAAGUACUAGUGAUGUAAGUUGUCUUUCAGUGGUAAUGAGAAAUGAAGACACCGAAACUGAUGAAGUUCAAGGUAUUAUUGUUGAUAAUCAUCAAUUGCUUGGUACUACAUUGACAGCAAUUACGCUUCCUGAUGGUACUCAAGCUUUUGUAACGAACGAUGUUGAAAAUGAUGAUUUAGAAGAGAAAGAUUCAGCUGUUAAUUUAGAAAAUGAUGGGAGAACUAUUGUAGUAAGAGAUUUAUCAGAAUUAGGAAAUGAAAAAACACUUGAAUUUCAUUUAGAAGCUCCAACAAUUGUACAAGCUCAAGCAGGAUCGUCAAAAAAUGAUGAUGGUAUUUAUUCUGAAGUAGAAUUUUUUAAUGGAACUACCUAUAUGGUUACUCGUCAUGUGACUAAUGAAUUUUGGGAAAUUCAAGAUGGUAAAGUCAAAUCAAAAGAUGGUAAAAUAAUUAUUAAGAAACUUAAUGACACUCCUAAAGCUCAAUAUCAAUGUCCUAGAUUAGGAUGUUCCAAAGUAUAUAGUACUCCUCAUCAUUUAAAGGUUCACGAACGAUCUCAUACAGGUCAACGACCUUAUGAAUGUACACAUCCAAAUUGUAAAAAAAGUUUUUCAACUGGUUAUAGCUUGAAAGCUCAUCUUCGAACUCAUACUGGUGAAAAACCUUACAAAUGUACGGCAGAAUCAUGCACAAAAUGCUUUAAAACUUCUGGAGAUUUAUUAAAACAUAUGAGAACACAUACUGGAGAACGUCCUUUUGUAUGUCCUUUUGAUGGAUGUGGUAGAUCAUUUACUACUAGUAACAUUAGAAAAGUUCACAUUAGAACUCACACUGGUGAACGACCUUACAAGUGUUCUGAAUGUGAGAAGGCUUUUGCGAGUGCUACUAAUUAUAAAAAUCAUGUGAGAAUUCACUCAGGUGAAAAACCAUAUGUAUGUAUGAUGGAAAAUUGUGACAAACGGUUUACGGAAUAUUCUAGUCUUUAUAAACAUCAUUUGGUUCAUACUCAACAGAAACCAUUUGAAUGUAAUUUAUGUCUCAAGAGAUAUAGACAAAACAGCACGCUCGUUAUGCAUAAAAGAACUGCACAUGCUUUGAUUGAAAGUGAUGAUGGUAUGGAUGGAAUUUUCCUACAAAAAACUAGUGAAGCUACACAAGUUAAAAACAAACGGCAAUGCAUCAUAAAACAAAAUAUGUUUACUGUCAACAAUAAUGGGCAAUUGCAAAUAUCAGAAACAACCGAAGAUUCUGCUGAUGAAAAUGAGACACAGAUUCUUCUGGUUGGUGAUCCAUCUCAAAUAGCUGCUUUACAGCAAAUGAGUUUAGAAGAAAAUUUAGAGGAACCAGAAAUUGAUAUUCCACUUGAAGGGCUUAAUAUCAAAAUUGAAGAUAUGGAGUUUGGAUGGAGCUAGAUAACAAAGAAAUAAAUAAUAUUUUAAAAUGAGGUUAAAGUUUUUUUUAUUACUAUAAGCUCGUUUUUAAUAGAGUUUAUAAAGAAUUUUAAAAAAAGACUUUGUCAAUA
Molecule: messenger RNA, 1970 nt
Organism: Chelonus insularis
Lineage: Eukaryota; Metazoa; Arthropoda; Insecta; Hymenoptera; Braconidae
Product: zinc finger protein 143-like
Exons: 5
Coding region: 370-1860 (496 amino acids)
Biological process (GO): regulation of transcription by RNA polymerase II
Cellular component (GO): nucleus
Molecular function (GO): DNA-binding transcription factor activity, RNA polymerase II-specific; RNA polymerase II cis-regulatory region sequence-specific DNA binding
Source: RefSeq, a predicted model, not a curated record